Molecule: messenger RNA, 2860 nt
Organism: Oldenlandia corymbosa var. corymbosa
Lineage: Eukaryota; Viridiplantae; Streptophyta; Magnoliopsida; Gentianales; Rubiaceae
Source: the annotation of a GenBank genome assembly
AGGAGGAGUAUUUUGGUACAACAUCAUUGGACGCAAAAGAUAUGCACAGAAUUGCUACUAAUAUUUCCUUAAAGUUUACCACAUUAUAUUUUUCUGAAAACUGAAAAGGGUAUUAUUUUUUGUUCUCUAAUUAUCUCAUGUACUACAUGUUAUUUAACUCCGCGGUUUCGUAGGAGUAGUAUAACACAGGCAAAUGCAAGUACAAUCUAUAAUGCAUUAGGCGUUUCUAGCACGUCAUGCAAAUAGUACAGCAAUUAACUUUUUUUUCCCCCUUAGCAUUCGAUAACAUAAAAGAAGGAAAGGGCAAAAGGACUGAACCCAAGACCUAACAAAAAUAAAAAUUUCCCAAUCCCAAAGAUAAAUACUAGACAAUUCUCAUCUGUCCAAAGUUCCAAACUUUUCCUACUCCCAAACCUCUCAUCCUCAUUCUCUCUCAACACUACCACUUUUCACAACCCAAGAACCACCGUCGGCAGCCCUCACCGCCGGAGAUUAAGCCAUGACGGAGAAAGUGUGCAGCCACCAUAAGGGAAAGCAGAAGAGGUUCUUCCAACGCCUGUGUGCCAUACUUCUGGUAGUAGCUUUCAUACUGCUGUUGAUUUUCCUAAUCACCUGGGCAAUCCUGCAGCCCAAAAAGCCACGCUUCAUCCUCCAAGACGCCACCAUCUUCAACCUCACCGUUCCGGCGCCCAAUAUCCUCACCACCAACUUACAAGUCACCAUUUAUUCCCGCAACCCAAACAGCAAAGUCGGCAUUUACUACGACCAUCUCCAUGUCUACGCCACCUACCACAGCCAACAGAUCACUUAUUACACCCAGAUACCUUCCGUGUACCAAGGCCACAAAGAUGUCAAUAUUUGGUCUCCUUUUAUUUAUGGGACUAUGGUCCCAAUUGCGCCUUACAACGGAUUAGCUCUCACCCAGGCCCAAUCUAACGGCGGCGUUGAUUUGAAGAUCCGGCUGGACGGCCGGGUUAAGUGGAAAGUCGGCGCCGUCACCACCGGCCGUUACCACAUACAUGUCACCUGCCAGGCUUAUAUUCCGUUCGGUAAUCGGGGCACCGGAAUCGUCAUCGGCACCGGCGUUAAGUACCAGCUGUCUCAGAGUUGCAGUGUCAGCCUCUGACCGACCACCGACAAACCCGAAUUUCGUCACAGCUCAAGUUCAUUACUAAAACUAUAGUAUUUUUCUUCUAUUUGAGCUUUUCUAGUUUUCUUCUUCAACUUCUUUAUUUCUCUGGUUGGAAAAAAAAAGGGGGGGGAUUAUGUUCAUGGAGAUAUAAAUUUAUAGGGAUGGAUAUGAUUUGAAUUGUAAAUUUUGCUAAAUUAAAUAAGUUGAGAAAUGAAUGGAACUUGAGAACAACAAAUUGAUUAAUAAUUACAGCAAAAUUUCCAGAGUGGUGAAACGAGUUGCAAUUCUCUGGAUGUUACUAAAAUUAGUAAUUAGACUAUUAGUCACUCUGCUACACAGAUUGUGCAAUAAUUUGCAUUUUAGCUAAAGAGUAAGAAAAGUCAAAGCAGCUUUUGUUAUUUGUAUGGAGGAGGUUCACUUGUCUCUUUCACUCAUUUUAAAACUUUAUCAUCUGUUCUCAACUUCUUCUUUUUUUCUUUCUUUUUUUCCCCCUCUCUUUAGAGUUUGCUUAAUGUUUACUCCUCUGUUCUUCUGCAUCUUCUUCACACUGAUUACUACACUUAGGACUCCUUUUUUUUUUUAUUAAAUUAUGUUCGUAGUUUUUGAGAUUGAUCUUAGUUUGGACCUGAAGAUAUGGCUUUAAUAAUUUUUUUCCCCCUAAUUAAUGAUAGUUGAAAAUUCAUGAAUGGAUGUGAGCUGUUGAGUGUUUUAAUCAAAGGCGUAGAAUGGGGGCAUCCCAUGUGCUAUCUACUAGACCUUCAUUUGUUGUUUCAAUUAAUCUAUCUAUGUAUACUACUGCUAUCAGAGAGAGCAUAUCGUUUUUUGAUUACUUUUAGAAAGAAGUCACAGCAACAGAUUGGUUUGGUUGGCAAGUGUUCGUUUACGUUUAUGUGAAGAAAGUUGGGGUACCAAAUUAAUUGCCUGAUUGGAGUUCUCUUUUCUUUUUCGUUUUUUUCUUUAAUCAAAACAAUUGAUUGGAGUUUUCUACUAUACUACCAAAAGCUGGAAAGAUUAUAUUGGGAAAAAAAAUAAGAAAGUUUUAGUGCUAUAAAAAAGAAAAGUGCGCACUACUACUACUAAUAUAUGCAGAACUAAUAAUUAUAACAAUUCGUGGAGUUUUGUGCUAUAAAAAAUUUCCAGAUGGAAAGGAUGAUCAUCAUUUGAUCUAACAAACACCAAAAGCUGGGUAGAGAUGGGCGGAAAAAUUUGUAUCCCAAUCCCAAUGAAAAAGUAUCCCAUUUGGUGGAGCUCAUGGACACGUGUGAUUCUUAGUUUACUAACGGCGAAGGGAAACGUUGAACUGAACGAAAUAAACAAAUGUCAGAGAGGGAUGAGUACUAGUAGCUAGAAGCCUAGCAAUUUGGAAUAAUUGUAGUUGAACUUUACAAAACAGAAUUCCUACUCAGCAGUCUGCAUCACACCUUUGAUUGUUAGGCACCUCGCCUUUUAAGCUCCUUUUGUAGUAUAUUUUUUCCCACCUCAAAAUAAUAGUUCAGUCUAAAAUAAUAUUCUCUGUCCCAAAAAAAAAAAAAACUCAAACUUCAAACGGAUUAUUUUUUUUUGGAGAGAUAGAGUAGAAUUUUUUUAAUUUCAUCUAAUUCAAUUAAAGUGCAACUUAUUUUAUGUUUUACAUUUUUCAUUUAUAUCCUAUUCAAUAAUCCCUUUUUUAUCCUAUUAAAGCAGAACACAUGAAGCUUAUGUGGUAACUACGUAUGCAUCUGUUUUGGC